Balaenoptera ricei (Rice's whale) is the source of this 1926-nucleotide messenger RNA. It is a transcript of the gene GINS1, whose product is annotated as GINS complex subunit 1. The record is from RefSeq and is a predicted model, not a curated record. Gene Ontology annotation, biological process: DNA strand elongation involved in mitotic DNA replication; DNA replication. Bases 106 to 696 code for a protein of 196 amino acids. The transcript is spliced from 7 exons. Gene Ontology annotation, cellular component: GINS complex. Lineage: Eukaryota; Metazoa; Chordata; Mammalia; Artiodactyla; Balaenopteridae.
GGGUCGGCCCCGCUCGUCGAGGACCUGUAGGAGCUGAAACCGUAGGGCCUGGUCGGCGGCCGUCUGCCUGAGAGCCGGUGGUCUGUAAGGGCCGGCGCGUCCACCAUGUUCUGCGAGAGGGCCAUGGAGCUGGUCCGCGAGCUGCACCGCGCGGCCGAGGGAAGGCUGCCGGCCUUCAACGAGGAUGGACUCAGGCAAGUUCUGGAGGAGAUGAAAGCUUUAUAUGAACAAAACCAAUCUGAUGUGAAUGAAGCAAAGUCAGGUGGACGAAGUGAUUUGAUACCAACCAUCAAGUUUCGACACUGUUCUUUGUUAAGAAAUCAGCGCUGCACUGUAGCAUACCUGUAUGACCGAUUGCUUCGGAUUAGAGCACUCAGGUGGGAAUGUGGCAGUGUCUUGCCAAGUGCUUUACGAUUUCACAUGUCUGCUGAAGAAAUGGAAUGGUUCAAUCAUUACAAAAAGUCCCUUGCAACCUACAUGAGGUCAUUGGGAGGAGAUGAAGGUUUGGACAUCACACAGGAUAUGAAACCUCCAAAAAGCCUAUAUAUAGAAGUGCGGUGUCUAAAAGACUAUGGAGAAUUUGAAGUUGAUGAUGGUACUUCAGUCCUAUUAAAAAAAAAUAGCCAGCACUUUCUACCUCGGUGGAAGUGCGAGCAGCUGAUUAGACAAGGCAUUCUGGAGCACGUGCUAUCGUGACCUCGCACCAGAUGGCUGCCAAGGCUUCCCCCAUUCGAGGCUGGACCCAGCCAAGGAUGCUUCUCCACCUCCCUCUCCACCUCCCCCAGGCCCACCACUUUUUGGUUUUAAAAUUUAGACUUUCUUUAACCAGGAAUGCUUGGCCAAGGAGUAUGGUUGGUUUUUCUUUUUCUUUUUUUUCAUUUGAACCUGAGUUUCUCUUUUAUUUCAUUUCCAAAUAUAAUUCUAUAACCUUCCAUGGUAAACAUAUUUUUGAAUCUGUGUUGUAUGCUUGCAUUUUGAAGCAUCAGUUCUCAAUAGAGAGUUUGAAUUCUUGCCGUACAGAGACCCCACAUAUCCAAUCUGCUGUCCACAGUUCUAGAGGGAAGUCCAAGAUCAAGGCUCUAGCGGAUUCUGUGCCUGAAGAGAGUGCUUCCUACUUCAUACACCGCCAUCUUCUCAUUCUGUGCUCACAAGGUGGAAGUGGUUUAUUUUUCUAUUGUACAGGAUUCUCCCCUUUGUGUGGUAAGUUGUAUCUGUAAUCACAACAUUCCUACAAUUCCCAAAAUACUGUAUACAAUUCCCAAAAUACUGUAUACAAUUCCCAAAAUACUAUAUACAGUUCCCAAAAUACUAUAGUGUGUUUUUGUUUAAUGAAAGUAAAUUAUCAAUAUUACAUUUUAAUCUCCUUUAAACAAUGAGGAAGUUUCACCUGGCUGUAUAGGGAGAUAGGGGGUCCUGGUGCAUCUUGUGUUGCUGGAAGUGUGCAUUGUGCAAGCCGGGGAGCUGAAUUUCUGCAAUUCAUGUUUCCAAAUCACGUGGGCAGGUGGAGCUGAUGGCCUAUAAAAUUUUCAGCGUAUUUAAUGUUUAAUAACAUGUUAACUUAUCACCUGGCUGUUUAGGAAGAAAGGAAGGACAGAAUGGAUUUUGCCCUUUUCCAACAGUGGUGGCUGAUCUGGCUCAUGCCUGUCUGUGAGCCUGUGGGGUGAGCACCAGGAUCUCCCCUUUGGAAAGGGAAACUGGAAUUGGGGCUAGGAAAGGAGCUUUGUGCAGUUUCCCCCCAACAGUCCCAAUGACCAGAAAGUCACAUGAAGAGCUGGUCAACUAAGUGGAGCGCAGUUUCUGUUGCCUGAUAAACUGAAAAUGGUAGACAUUGGAGAGGCACAGAGUGGUCUUGCCUGGUGGUCAGUGGCCUUUCCGCACCAGUCCACUCCAUGACCAGUGACUAGAGCCAGUCAACAUAAAUCAAUA